GUAGAUGCUCGUAACUGUUGGAAUCGCAGUAUCCUCGCUCCUCCGAUCGAUCUUUGGCUUGUAAUUUCGUCGGGUGGCUGGAAUUUCAGGCUCCGUUAAUCUGCACUGAGAUCGUGUUAUCCAUCGACUACUCUUAACCUCGUCGUCUACGAUCAUGGAGGCCCUUAUUCCAGUGAUAAAUAAACUCCAAGAUGUAUUCAACACCGUUGGUGCUGACGCCAUACAAUUGCCUCAAAUCGUCGUUCUCGGAACACAGAGCUCCGGAAAAUCGUCCGUCAUAGAGAGUUUGGUCGGCCGAUCGUUUCUGCCAAGAGGGACUGGUAUAGUGACUCGUAGGCCGUUGAUUCUUCAGCUUGUUUAUGCCCCGAAGGACGACAGAGAGCAUAGAACAGCCGAAGAUGGAACGCUCAACCUUGACGAGUGGGGUGUGUUUUUGCACACUAAAAAUAAAAUAUUUACAAACUUCGAUGAUAUCAGGUUGGAAAUUGAGGCCGAAACGAAUCGGAUGGCUGGAUCGAACAAGGGAAUUUGUCCGGAGCCGAUUAACCUGAAGGUUUAUUCAACCUCGGUUGUAAAUUUGACACUCGUCGACCUGCCAGGGAUCACUAAGGUACCCGUUGGCGAUCAGCCCGAGGACAUUGAGGCGCAAAUCAAAAACUUGGUUCUGAAACACAUUUGCAAUCCAAAUUCCAUAAUAUUAGCCGUUGUAACGGCAAACACUGACAUGGCGACCAGCGAAAGUCUCAAACUGAGCAAAGACGUCGAUCCCGAUGGUAGGAGGACACUCGCAGUUGUUACUAAACUGGAUCUGAUGGAUGCUGGAACGGAUGCGAUUGAUAUCCUGUGCGGACGGGUGAUUCCUGUGAAGCUGGGGAUCAUCGGAGUUGUAAAUCGUUCGCAGCAAGACAUAAUGAAUAACAAGAGUAUCCAGGACGCUCUUAAGGACGAAGCUGCCUUCCUCCAAAGAAAAUAUCCAACUUUGGCAAACAGAAACGGCACUCCUUACUUGGCAAAAACCCUGAACAGACUUUUAAUGCAUCAUAUUCGUGAUUGCCUUCCUGAUUUAAAAACACGUGUGAAUGUGAUGGUCUCCCAGUUCCAAACACUUUUGAACUCGUACGGAGAGGAUGUGGGAGAUAAAAGCCAGACGCUGCUUCAGAUAAUAACCAAGUUUGCGAGCAGUUACUGUUCAACGAUUGAGGGAACGGCGAGAAAUAUAGAGACAACCGAACUCUGCGGAGGUGCUCGUAUCUGCUAUAUAUUUCAUGAGACAUUCGGACGAACACUAGAUUCCAUUCAUCCACUGGCCGGUCUAACUAGGAUGGAUAUUUUGACUGCAAUUCGAAACGCCACAGGUCCCAGACCGGCUCUCUUUGUUCCCGAGGUCUCGUUUGAACUUCUGGUCAAGCGACAGAUCAGGAGACUCGAGGAGCCUUCGCAACGCUGCGUCGAACUAGUUCACGAAGAGAUGCAGAGAAUCAUUCAACAUUGCGGUACCGAAGUUCAACAGGAAAUGCUUCGUUUUCCAAAACUGCAUGAACGCAUCGUCGACGUUGUUACGCAUCUUCUACGUCGACGAUUACCCACAACUAAUGCUAUGGUGGAGAACUUAGUCGCUAUCGAGCUUGCUUACAUCAAUACCAAACACCCAGAUUUUCACAAAGAUGCGGCACUAGUCUCUUCAUUAUUAAAGAAUGCAGAAGCGGAUCAAGUGAGACCCAGUAAAAGACAUAUAUCUACUUCUUCAAAUAUUUCUACAAGCAGUACAAUUCUACCUUCUGAACAAAAUCAAAAAGCAGUCAACAAUCGUGAGGAGCUACCGGUAUUUAAUAACGAACAAAGUAAAGAGGCGCAGGCAAAUCAUUGGCUGCUGAGCAACUUGCUGCCGCAAGUAAAGUCUGAAUCGAUAAGCGGCAACUCCAUCGAUGGAUCUCCAGUAAGAUAUAGGGAUGGAAGUCCCACUCCUAAUCCUACACCUAGCCCAAAUUCUGUUUCGGAUUUACAGCGGGGAUCGCCUCAGCAAAAACCAGUAAAUCUACUUCCAGAAGUUCCGAUGCAAACUUCUCGCAAGCUUAGUGAUCGUGAGCAACGUGACUGCGAUGUGAUCGAGCGUCUGAUCAAGUCGUAUUUUUACAUAGUAAGAAAAUCAAUUCAGGACAGCGUACCGAAGGCUGUUAUGCAUUUCCUCGUUAACUACGUUAAGGACAAUCUACAGAGCGAGUUGGUUACUCACCUGUACAAAACUGACCACAUUGAGUCGUUACUUAAUGAAAGCGAACACAUCGCCGUGAGGCGUAGGGAAGCUGCUGAUAUGCUCAAAGCACUAACAAAGGCUGGGCACAUCAUAAGUGAGAUUCGUGAGACACAUAUGUGGUGAUCAUCGUCACUAGUCGCAUGAGAAAUGCACAGGUGCAGAAAUGCUAGUUACAAAUAGGUAUAUCACUUGCGUCUGGACAUACGCCGGUAAUUGAUUAAAUUAAUGCCAUUUGCCUGUUGAAUCAAACGAUUCUGUUUUUCAAGCGGUUAUAUUCAAUAUCCUGAAAACUGCUCGAGUAUGCAAUUCAUAGAUUUGCAAAGUUUCAAGUUCUUCGCAUGCACGAUUUAAGAAAUCAGAUUACGGUAUCCGAGUAAAUGUCAAGGGUAUUUGUAAAAACAAAGAGUGAAAAACUUCGCAUGGAAAAUAGAAUCAGCUGUAUAUUUUUGUUUCAGGGAGCUUUUCUUUUUUUUUAUAUAUAUAUUUUUUUCCCUCCCCCCCCCGUCUUACUUAUUGUUAUCAUUCGUAGUUAUGGCGUAGUUAUUGACUGCAAUUUCGUGUGAAUUCUUACUUGGGGAUGAAACAUGAGUGUCAAAUGUAUAUCUGACAUAGGCAUCGAGGUAUACAUGUACAAUGGUAGUCGCUGUAUUAAUUAUUAUAUUUUUAAUUGAUUCUAAUUGUUAAUGAUGUUUAUUGUACUAUUGUAUAAAAAUGACGUAUACAAUUAUUACGAAAAACUAGGUAAUAGGAAACGCGCGCACGUCCCGGUAAUCAUGCAUUAAUUUUUAAACGGUUCCAAGUUAUAAAAAGCACGUCGAAUUCAUCUAUAUAGGCUAUUAUCGCUGUCUGUGUUAAAUUCUGAAAUUCUUUGUGAUUUAUAAAUUUUCAAAAUUUCAGUUCAAAUCUUUUUCCUGCAAAUUGGAAGAGAUCUGCAAACAUUUUUCGCGAUAUAAAAAAAACUAACUAUAACUAUCAUUUUAUGACCAAGGUAUUACAGCAAAAUUCGAAAUUUCGAAAGGCAAAUAUCGAUGGUUUUCCUUCUUUUUUUUUUAUUCUCUCUUAAAUUUGUUCAUGUAUGUACAUAAAAAGAGUUGGACAGAAGUUUGACUUUCUGCCACGCUUAAACUUUGUAAAUAUAUUUAAGAAAAACACAGUGAAA
Diprion similis is the source of this 3413-nucleotide messenger RNA. RefSeq names its product dynamin-1-like protein (gene Drp1). Gene Ontology annotation, molecular function: GTPase activity; GTP binding; microtubule binding. The record is from RefSeq and is a predicted model, not a curated record. Gene Ontology annotation, biological process: mitochondrial fission. The coding region runs from base 155 to 2377 and encodes 740 amino acids. The transcript has 8 exons. Gene Ontology annotation, cellular component: membrane; mitochondrion; cytoplasm. Lineage: Eukaryota; Metazoa; Arthropoda; Insecta; Hymenoptera; Diprionidae.